Messenger RNA from Trichomonas vaginalis G3, 453 nucleotides. RefSeq names its product organellar and viral DNA polymerase type B. The annotation marks the transcript as partial. The transcript has a single exon. Lineage: Eukaryota; Parabasalia; Trichomonadida; Trichomonadidae. The record is from RefSeq and is a predicted model, not a curated record.
AUGUAUCGGAAGUUGUCUAAGUUAGAACACUCGGAAAUAAAACAACUUCUUACAGAAGCUAAUAUAGAUGUUGCAAAGCAUUACGCAACAAACAAAAAGGCACUCGCUGACAUCCUCAAUGACUAUAAUGGUGCAAUAAGUUAUGAUAGAAUUCAUGAGUUCAUAAAGCCGCAACGCGGCGAGGACGAAGUCCAUGCAAUAGCAUUUCCUUUAAAUGACGUUGCUAUUGACUUAUAUCAUAGACGUUCAGUACCUCAUGAAGUAAGAAGAGAAAUGUUUGACAUAACAAAUGCAAACGUUGGUGAAACAAGAAGAAGAGACGACACACUGAAACAACAGAGAAGAGAGAUGUUUAAAAGUGCUAUAGAACAAGUUCGUAAAGCUAACGAUGUCAUUCGUUCCAUUGACGACAAACCAAAAGAAGGUGAGAGAUGGUUAAAGAAAGAUGAAGAG